AUGAAAAUUGAGCAAGGAAGCGUUCACGGAGUGUACGAAUUCAUCAAACUCCUUGAUACAACAGACACCUAUGAACUUUGGAAAGCCAGGAGCACAAAAUUGAUGCCUUUUGUUCUAAUCAGAGUUCUUCCAAAGCAAUACAUUGACCAUAAUCGCUACGGAGAGGAAAUAAAAAUCCAUAGCUUGGCUAACUUUCCAUUCACAUCAAAAUUCUAUCAGUACUUUGAAGAAGGAGAAUUGACUUUUGUUGUGAUGGAGUAUUUGAAUGACGAAAACCUAGAAGAAUAUAUUUCAAAUAACAGUAAGAUUAAUGAAGAGCAAGCUAGAAUAUGGUUCUCUCAGAUAAUUUCCACCUUGAACUAUUUAGAUACUCAAUUUCAAGUUUACCACGGAAAUCUUGAAGCGUGUUGCUUUUCUCUUGCAGACUCAAAUGCCCUCAAACUAUUCGACUUUGAAUACUGCCAUUACUUGGACAGCUCAGUAAAAUGUAUGACUUCAAGGUGUCAUCCAUUCUAUCUUUCACCAGAAGAAAUAAAGAAUGAAUCUAAUCCACUCGCUACAACAGUUUGGAGAUGUGGUGUAAUCCUUUAUCGUAUGCUCACAGGCGCAUAUCCCUUUGAAGAUGACAGUAGCUCAGAAUUGUUUACAAAUAUACUUUCAAUGAAACCGAUUAUUCCCUCUCAAAUUUCAAAUGAUGCUAAGAAUCUUUUGACCAGAAUGCUAACAAAAGCUACUUAUGAGAGAAUAACGUUCGAGGAGAUCAUGGAACACCCAUUCUUCGUAAAAGUUCCUAUUGUUACUUUACCGUCCUCCGAUGCUCACAUUAAGAGCGAUAUUUUGAGACAGCUAGAACGCGUUGGAUACAACAAAGCUGAUGUCGUUGCAGAUCUAAAAGCUAAGCUGUUUACUGAGAAGACAGCUGCAUAUAAUAUCCUUCUAGUGGAAGGAAACUAUGAUGAUGAGUCCGAUGCAAGCAUAGAAUACAACAAUGCUCCUCUCAAGAAAUCAGCUUCUGCAUCUGCUUUCCAAAUCAUUACCCAGCCAAAAUCACCUAAUUCACUUAUGAAUAAGAUGAAAUUGAGACCUGUUGUACCUGGACGUAGUAUUCCUAUAAUUCCACAAAGGAGAAGCCGUUCUAAUAGCUUCCAUGCGGUUAAUAACUUCUAUCAUGUUGAAUAA
Molecule: messenger RNA, 1179 nt
Organism: Trichomonas vaginalis G3
Lineage: Eukaryota; Parabasalia; Trichomonadida; Trichomonadidae
Product: protein serine/threonine kinase protein
Exons: 1
Coding region: 1-1179 (392 amino acids)
Biological process (GO): intracellular signal transduction; protein phosphorylation
Cellular component (GO): cytoplasm
Molecular function (GO): protein serine/threonine kinase activity; ATP binding
Source: RefSeq, a predicted model, not a curated record